Caenorhabditis sp. 36 PRJEB53466 is the source of this 1315-nucleotide messenger RNA. NCBI's taxonomy places the organism in Eukaryota, Metazoa, Nematoda, Chromadorea, Rhabditida, Rhabditidae. The record is from the annotation of a GenBank genome assembly.
AUGAGCGCUGGUCCCCACGAGUACGCGUGUAAAACGUGCGGCUACACGUGUACCAGCAAUUCCGACUUUCUAAUGCAUCUUAUCGCGAAAUGUCAAAAGGAAUCUUCGACGUCUUCUGAUGUGAGUCAGACAAAAGAGCUACCUUUACAUCUGAAAGCGCACUCGUACGGUCCGAGAAUACAUUUCACUUGCGAAAUCUGUGGCAGUGGAUUCGCGGUGUCCAACCAGUUGCGCCAGCAUCAGAAACCCUCCUCCAUAGAAUCUCUGUUCGUUUGUGAUCUUUGCGGAGUCACGGCGGUCCGGCAAGUUUGUAUUAAGGUUGGUGAAUGGUCCCGGAAGUUGUGAAGCACAUUGAUUUUCCAGAAACAUCAAAAUUUACAUCACAAGGAUUCGAUCUUCAAUGGAUCUAGCCUUCAACCCAAUUAUUUCAUUUCUUCGGUGAGUUUGUAUGGAUCUUAUUCAUUGUCAAGCCAUUUUUGUUUCAGAAACUCAACCCAGAUGUGAUGAGAUGUCCGUAUUGCCCGCAAAUCUGUACAGACGAGCAAUUAUUCAAGAGCCACUUGCUCUCACACAAAAAGAAAAUCCCUUGCAAGGUCAGGGAGCACUAGCAUUUUUCAAAUAAUCAGUCAAUGUUUCAGGAGCGUCGAAAACAGUACGCGAAUAGUAAAAUGAAAAGAGAAGUGGUGUCAGAAGUGAGUACGCAUCGGCAUUGUCUUAUCUUCAUUCCUUAUUUGCAACGCAAUUCUCUUAUCUCCCGCACGGGCUCUCUUUAUUUGUGCAGGGGGAGGUCUUCUUCUUUCUCUUCUGGUUUUUCCUUGAUAAUUAUUAGUUUCUAACGGCCUAGGACCUGAACCGAAUCUUCCAGAGUGUCAACUUCAACAAGAUCUUCAGUUGGGACCUUCCCCCCUAUUCAUCCAGCACCGCUUCUUCUUCUUCCUCCGGCUCACCCAUGAUCCCUUCCAACUACCCGUUCCCGCCAGUCCAACUUCCACCUGGAUACAUUCCGAACCCUCAACAACGACCUCCAACACAUCCUGCCUUCAAUUUGAUCAAUAUUGGUGCUGGUCCUCAACCUCAACCUGGCUCAUCCAUUCAGGUUUGUCAAAUUUCUUGUAAACUUUGAUUCAACUUCUAGUUUCAGCCGGCACAAACAUUCCACGAUGCAUCUGAAGUGAACAUGGUCCCUGCCAGUCAGAAUGCACCUCCUACCGAGUGGUAUUAUCGGAUUCCAGUGUGCAGACACGGAAACAUUGGACGAUGCUAUGUCUGCCACACUCCUGGCCUCACGGACUUUCUCGAUCGGCCCAGAAACUAA